Messenger RNA from Thrips palmi, 1036 nucleotides. RefSeq names its product E3 ubiquitin-protein ligase Mdm2-like. Lineage: Eukaryota; Metazoa; Arthropoda; Insecta; Thysanoptera; Thripidae. The record is from RefSeq and is a predicted model, not a curated record. The coding region runs from base 142 to 849 and encodes 235 amino acids. The transcript has 6 exons.
CACCCUUUCCCGUUUCAACUUGUCUGAACUUGCACUGUUUCUGCAUUGCCGUAUGCAGCCAUUGCACGUUUUGACUCUCUGGCAAGCUCACUCCUGUUCUACUUGUUGUCACUGAAUCACUGAAACUGAGUCACUGUGACCAUGGACGUUGUUUGUGUUCCCGUUCCCCGUUUCUCCCUGGGCGACGUCUGCUCCGCAGUAAACUCCAUAAUGACUCGCGAGUUUAAGCUUGAAUCAGAGUCUGAUCUGUCUCCAUCAGAUAUGGACGAAAGCGUUUGCAGUGCUCAAGAGGAACUCACAGCAUCCUGCCAGGACACUCCAGACACUGAGAGUGAAUCGUCAUCACUGGAAUCCGAGUUUUCAGUAGCAUCUUCAGCGUCACAUUGUCCAACUUUACCUGAAAUUUCUUCUGGACCAGAAGAUAUUUAUGAAGCUGCCAACCUUGCCUUUGCAACAGCUAAGCAGAGCAGAUGCAUUAGAUGCCAUAACGUUAAAAGCUCCCCUUUUCUCUAUUGUCGUGGGUGUCACAAGGACCGCAAACGAUUUUUUCCGCCUUGUCCAAGAAGAAAAAAAAAAGUUAUUGGAAAAUUGAACAGUUCUAUCAAAAGUUCAGAACCCAAUUCCUCACAAUCUACAUCUGAUGAAAUGAAGCCUGAUGAAACCUCUGUGAGGCCAACUGUUUGUGGAUGUUGCAUGGAUGCUCCAUGCAAUGGCAUAUUUGUCCAUGGAGAUGUAGGUCACCAGAUUUACUGCUAUAGAUGUUCUCACCGGCUUUGGCUAGAAAGAAAAUUAUGUCCUUACUGCAAUAGAAGUAUUUCAAAAGUUGUUAAACUUUUUCAAGUUGUGUAGAAUUAACUUACCAGGGGAUAAUUUAAAAUGUAAAUAAUGCAGAAAUCACUAAGCAUGACUUGAGGUUGGUCAUUUAAUUCAUUUUAUUCCUAUCUACAAAUUCAUUUAAAGAGAGAAGACAUGAGACUAAUAUAGUCAUAAUUUUUAAAAUCUUAGUCAAAAUAAAGUUACUGUAACUAUUUUUUCA